UUUCUACCCGGUCCUUUGUAAACGGACAACCAACCGGAAGUCAACGUUUCUUUGCAUUGCGACGAUCUGCGGACGCACAGAAAGAGUAUUUACAUCUUCAGCCUUCGCUCUAAACUCUUCACAUUUGAUCGAAGCCUCUGGGACCCUAAUCUCAGCGAGAAUGACGGACAGAUACAACAUCCACAGUCAACUGGAGCAUCUUCAGUCCAAGUACAUCGGUACAGGACACGCAGACACCAGCAAGUGGGAAUGGCUGGUCAACCAGCACAGAGACUCUUACUGCUCCUACAUGGGACACUUUGACCUGCUCAACUACUUCUCCGUUGCAGAGAACGAGAGCAAAGCCAGAGUCCGCUUCAACCUGAUGGAGAAGAUGCUUCAACCUUGUGGACCACCAGCAGACAAACCCGAUGAUGCCUGAACAUUACUGGAGUGAGCUGUGGAUGUUUUUUUUACUGGAAGUUUUUGCAGGGUUUUUUUUUUUAGUGUUUCGUUGGACACGCUUCUUGAUUUACUGCUGCAUUGUUGUUGUUUUUUGCCCUGCAGCUGUUCGGGGAAAUUUACUACAAAGGUUAAAGAAAGGAGAGUGAGAAGGACUUCAAGAUGUAACCAUUUCUUAGAAGUGAUCAUGGAAAACACAGUGCUGUACUAUCAUCUGUCAAGUAUCUGUAUUAACUGAUGGAGCUGUGUUCUUGGUUGAAAUUUCUGUUUUGAUUUGAUUAAAAUUCAUGUGAUACCGU
Molecule: messenger RNA, 740 nt
Organism: Anoplopoma fimbria (sablefish)
Lineage: Eukaryota; Metazoa; Chordata; Actinopteri; Perciformes; Anoplopomatidae
Gene: sf3b5
Product: splicing factor 3b, subunit 5
Exons: 2
Coding region: 161-421 (86 amino acids)
Biological process (GO): mRNA splicing, via spliceosome
Cellular component (GO): U2 snRNP; precatalytic spliceosome
Source: RefSeq, a predicted model, not a curated record